Molecule: messenger RNA, 1425 nt
Organism: Lycium barbarum (goji berry)
Lineage: Eukaryota; Viridiplantae; Streptophyta; Magnoliopsida; Solanales; Solanaceae
Product: calcineurin B-like protein 7
Exons: 9
Coding region: 287-934 (215 amino acids)
Biological process (GO): calcium-mediated signaling
Molecular function (GO): kinase binding; calcium ion binding
Source: RefSeq, a predicted model, not a curated record
AUAUAUAUAUAUAUAUAUAUAUAUAUUUUGAGGAAUUUUACCAUUUGAUUUCACCUCUAUUCUACUCAAUACAACUUUGGUUUUUCUAUUUGGAAGUGUUUUCUGAAGAUUUUAAGCCAAAGUUUUAAAACUAGGCUCUAAGAUCGAGGGAAGACAGGGGAUCUUUGUAGUUCAUUUGGGUUUUAGACUCUUAUCUUCUUUCUCUGUAGGUGGAUCGUUCGAUGACUAUCUGGAUCAAUAUAUUAUUUCUAGAAUAAUCUUUUGCUAUUGUUACUACCAUCUUCUGAUGGGCUGCUUUCACUCAAAAAGAACAUCACCCCAAUACACACCCGGUUACGAGGAGCCCAAUGUGCUUGCUGCUGAGACACCUUUUACAGUGAGUGAAGUCGAAGCAUUAUAUGAGCUGUUCAAAAGAAUAAGCAGCUGCAUAAUUGAUGAUGGGCUCAUUCAUAAGGAAGAGUUUCAGCUAGCGAUGUUUAGGAACCAAAAAAGGAAGAAUCUGUUUGCAGAUAGGGUAUUUGAUCUUUUCGAUAUUAAGCGCAAUGGAGUGAUUGAGUUUGGAGAAUUUGUCCGAUCUCUGGGUAUCUUCCACCCUAAUGUACCAGUAGCUGAUAAAAUGGCAUUUGCAUUCAGAUUAUAUGAUUUAAGGCACACUGGUUUUAUCGAGAGAGAAGAGUUGAAAGAGAUGGUAUUGGCGCUGCUGCAUGAAUCAGACUUGGUUCUUUCAGAUGACGUAGUUGAGAUGAUUAUAGAUAAGACGUUUAGUGAUGCAGACACAAAGGGUGAUGGGAGGAUAGAUCCAGAAGAGUGGAAGGAAUUUGUUUCAAAGAAUCCAUCUCUUCUAAAGAAUAUGACACUUCCAUAUCUGAUGGAUAUAACCUUGGCAUUCCCCAACUUUGUGGUAAGCUCUGAGGUUGAUGAUUCAGAAAUUUAGACUUGUGCGCCUAAAUACAAGUCCGUGAAGGUCAUGUUAAACAGGCCUCUUCCGCGCUGGUGUUUUGAUGAUCCAAUUCAAUCCAGUGCAAAGGAGUUCAAGAAUCAGAAGAACGUCAGGUUUUACAAUGAUUAUUUUGCGAUUGGGGCCAACUGGAUUUGGCCAAAAGCCCACAGGGAAUUUCUCCGAUUUAAGAAAAAGGAGAUACUAAUAUUUAAGGGGCACAUCAUGGCUUCUCGGCCAUCUUCAUUCGCUUAGUAAGAUGAUGUUAAUUCUUUUCAUGGGUUCAAGCUAGGCUGAUAUAUAUAUAUAUAUAUAUAUAUGCUACAUAGCAUUGUCCGUAUUGUAGUUAUUCCAAAUCCCCCUUCCUUUUUUGUUUUCCAGCUUGUAGGCUAAGAUUUUAACAUUGGAUACUCAUUUGUUUGUUCUUUGAUCCGGUGUACUGAGAAAUGAAAUUUAUUUUGAUAUAACAUCAUUUACUAUUCAACUUA